This is a messenger RNA of Cladocopium goreaui, 730 nucleotides long. The record is from the annotation of a GenBank genome assembly. NCBI's taxonomy places the organism in Eukaryota, Dinophyceae, Suessiales, Symbiodiniaceae.
GUGCUUAGACUUGUCGGACAACGACUUGAUCAAGUUAGGAAACUUUCCUCCGCUCAAGAGGCUACGUGUGCUGAUGCUCGCCAACAAUAGGAUCAGCCGAAUUUCACCUGACUGUUUUGAUCCCAUCCCGCACAUUGUCAGCUUAGUCCUCACAGGCAACAAACUUGAGAAGCUUGUUGACUUGGAACCCGUGACCAAGCUGGUGAACUUGGAACGUUUGAGCCUCAUGGACAACCCUGUGACCAAGGUGAAGCACUUUCGGCCCUAUAUGAUCCACAAGAGUUCCAAAACCUUGAGGAUCCUGGACUUCAACCGGAUCAAGGACAAGGAAAGGAAGGCGGCCUCCCUACUCUUCGCUGGAGAUCGUGGGAAGAAGCUCUUGGAGGAGAUUGCGCCCCCGCGAGUGGUGGGUAAGGAGCAGACUGAGAAGGUGUCGGAAGUCACAAAGACUGGACCUUCCCCUGAAGUGAUUGAACGCAUCAAAAAGGCCAUCGCGGAAGCUGAGACCAUUGAGGAGGUCACACGCCUGGAGAAGGCCUUGAAGAGCGGAGUGCUUCCAGAUGAUCUGAAAGAGCCAGGAGAAGGAGCAGAACAGGGCCCAGCCCCCAUGGACGUCGUCGAGCCCGGCCCCGAACAAGACGCGCCUCCCGCGGCGGAAGCAACGGAAGCCACGGACGCUGCAGCGGAAGCGGCGAGCUGAGGCUGAGUUUGGACGUGAAGACAAGAGGGG